Molecule: messenger RNA, 2094 nt
Organism: Carcharodon carcharias (great white shark)
Lineage: Eukaryota; Metazoa; Chordata; Chondrichthyes; Lamniformes; Lamnidae
Gene: chgb
Product: chromogranin B
Exons: 6
Coding region: 1-2094 (697 amino acids)
Cellular component (GO): secretory granule
Source: RefSeq, a predicted model, not a curated record
AUGCCAGCAUUGGAAACGUGCAGAGAUAUCGGAGACUUGUACGGCCGAAAUGAAAGGAGCAGCAACAGGGUGGCUUAUGUUAAUGGCAAUGGAGUUGGACAGGAAAGUAGUGGCCAUGAUGCAGAGCCUCCAUGUUUGACCAGGAGGCUCUUUAAUGAGCCACCUGUAGAUGCAGCUUUGUCAGGUGAUGUCAGGCCACUGCCGGUGGAGCGAGAGGCGCAACAGGAUGAACUGGUGACCAGAUGUAUCAUUGAAGCACUUUCCAAUGCGCUUUCUAAAGCUAAUGCUCCUCCAGUGACCUCGGAGUGCAGAGAAAUCUUGAACGGCAGGAAACAUGAAGUAGCUGGAAAGAAAAAUGACAGAGAAAGCCAACAUUAUGAAGAGGAGAGACAUGCUGCUGAGGAAUCAGAAAAACGUCAUUAUGAAGAGAAGGGAAGGCAGGAGGCAGAGGAGAGGCAUGAGGGAGAGCAUUAUGAGGCAGAUAAACGAAAGAAGGAUGAAAGCAAGGAACAACAGCAUUACAAACAAACCCAUGAUGAAGAAAGAAGUGAAGAGAAUAACAGUGAAGAGGACAGCAGGAGUACGGAAGACUUCAAACCAGUAAAAACCACCCACCAUGUCGGGGGCCACAGAGACCAUAAUUCCAACCAAGAGUAUCUCAACUAUGAAGAAAGAAGAUAUGCAGUGGUUAGAAGUGAGGAGGAAGAAGCAGAAAAACACAGAAAACAAAGACACAGUGAGGAAGAUAGUGGGCAAGAGGAAAACAGCUCACAAAAGACAGACAGUUUUGAGAAUACAAGCAAUGGAUACCAUCAAAAAUGGCCUCACGGAUAUGACAAAACAAGUGAAGAGUCAUCGGAGGAAGAUAAAGCCAUUGGUUUACAUGGACACUCAAAAGAAAGAAGACGUAGUUCUGAAGAAAUGUACAGUGACAGAGAGAUGGAUGGGCCUGAUGAAGAGCUCAAUAAUCAAGAUAAAAAAAAUGGCAUUUAUGACCAUAAGGAAUCUGACUCUGAAGAGUCAAAAGAGGGAGAUAGUGAAGAAAGAGAGAAGCAUCUUAAUGGUCACAUACAAUACCACAAAAGAAACAGCUACCGUCAUUCUGAGGAGGCUAGGAGAAGCCCCCAGCAAGAUAAGAAGAACUCUGGUAAAUCUGAUGAAUCCAGCAAAGAACUGGAACACAUAAAUAAUAUUCGUAACUACCCUAAGAGAAAUAACAUCCAGGAAGCAUAUGGAAAAGGUAAAUAUUAUUAUGAGGAUAAAGUAAAUGGACACACGAGGAGUAACUCAGAAGAAUCAGAGGAAGAGAAACAACACUAUGAAAAAAAGACCCAUAGUGGAGAAAAAGUACACUACAGUGAAGAAAAGAAACCCCAUGGUGGAGAGGAGGAAAAGAGGCACCAUAACAGGAACACAAGACGUCACAGUGAAGAGGAAGAUUUGGAGGAGGAAGAGGAAAAGAAAUAUCACAACGAGGAAAAGAGGCAUUAUAGUGAAGAAGAUAAGAGGCAUAAUCACAAUGAAAAGUGGCACCAAACAGAGGAAGAUGCAGAUGAGAAGUAUGUCAGCAAUGAAGAAGAUGAUGGAGAAGAGAGAAAUACAAAACACUUUCCAAAAGUGCAGCGGGUUUGGUGGCAGAAAAGGCAGAGGAUAGAGGAUAGAAACACUGGCAGUGAAGAGGAAGCAAAACACAGCAUGGAAAGCCACUUCUAUCCAGAAUAUGAAGAAAAUGAUGGCAAGUGGGAAAAAAGACAUUAUGAGAAAAAACAUGAGGAGGAAGACGGGGGAGAGAAAGAGGAAGGUAAUGAAGAACAUGCUUUAAGACAAAGGUUUGCCCAUGAUUACCAAGAGAAAAAGAUGUAUGACAGAAUGGACAAGCUGGCACAAUAUCUGAAAUCCAAGAAAAAGUCAUUGGAAAUCCCAGUACUUUAUGAUCUUGAAGGAGAUGAAAAGCAAUACCGCAAAGAUGAGAAAAGGAACAUGAACCAUAGAACACUGACUGAAGAAGAGGAGAAGGAACUGGAGAAUCUGGCAGCAAUGGAUUUGGAGUUGGAGAAAAUGGCAGAGAAGCUACACGGGAGUCAAAGAGAUUAA